UGAACGAUGAUGCAAUAACAAAUAUUUUGUAUGUAAUUUAAAAUAAUGUUUUGUGCUAACUAAACUUGCUAUCAACCUGGAAAAUUUUACACAUACAUUUGAAUAAUAACCUCACCAAAAAUGGAUCUGAUUUUAAAGGAAGUAGUGAAAAUGUACAUGUGUUCCAUUCGGUCUCAUGCUGGUCACAUGCCGCUUUGAACUCAUCUGAUGAACAUGAUGUAGUGUCAACUGCAACAAACAAAAUGUGAAAAUCAAAUAACUUUCCAGUGUCCGUCACAUGUUUCACUUUUAACCACAUGCAUCUUUCAUUUCCGUGUAAUAAAGUCAAAGCUGACCAAAGAGGGAGAUGUAGGAUAAAAAAUAAAUUUUCCUUUCUCUUUCAGAUAUAUUUAAUUCCUAUUUCCAAGAAAUUAAAAUGUAAACACACACAUGCAAAUGCAUAUUCACACUCAGUUGCCUUUUUUUUUUACAGUUUAUCACACUACAAGUACAAAUUUUAGUCUAUCUGUAUUUUAUAUAACGGACCAUUACACAGCAAAGUAGGACAUGAUUGUAAUUUUCUUUUUUUUUUGCUAAUAAAAUCUGAAAAGUGUGGCAGUCCCUUGCACAAUAUGAUGCAGAAGACAACCCUUUAAUGUAAUUAUACCCAUAAAUCGUUUUUGAGACGGAGGUUUUUCUUUGUAUGACAGCUCAAGUUCAGAAAGAUUGGACAGGGUCUUUAAAAAGCGAUGUUAAAGUUUUGAUUCUUAAUUUGGUUUAAGUUUAGACAAGUUAGGGACCAUGCCAUUUUCAUUUUUGGAUUGAUUAAACAACCCUCUGUGUUGUAUAUUGAUUUAUGGGAAUAAACCACACUUUGAACUUCUCCACAACUUGCUGUUUCUCAAAGCAAAUGGUCACAUUGAAUUUUAUUAAAGGACAUUAGAUUAAAGACAGCUUUAUAGAUCUGCAACAACAAUUUUAAUAUGUAUUUUAAAAAAAGUACACUUCUCAGUUUUCCCUUAGUUUGUGUGGGUUUAUGGCACCAUGAAGUGGACCGAGGAUUGUGGUUGCAAUGUAACAAAAUAAGAAAAAGCGUUGGAUGGAAUAUAGUGGGAAGGCACUGAAGUCACAAACAUAAGCAUAUAUUAUGCCUGUAGAAAUAACUGAGAGCACAGUAAUAAAUGAUAAAUUAUUGAAUCAGAACCAGAAGUCAUGAUCCCUUGACCCCAAGUUACCCAAUACUGUUUAGUAAGUAGAUGCAGUGACGCCUGGACAGAUGUGUCGGAGCAUGUCGGAUUAGUCUCAGACUUUGUUCACAUGAAAAUUUCUGGCUCACAGCCUGGUGUUGUUUUAAAAGUGUCAAGCACAAGGAAUUCAAAGUUUGAUGAAUUCAUUGAUGAUAAGUCUGUUAAUCUUCUUGCAAAAUCAUGCUUGUAAGGACACAAAAAUGUCAACGGUUCAUAACGAUCAAAAUGAUUUCCUUCUCCAUAUUCUGUUAAUACAGCCACUGCAGGUGCGCCGUAGAAGACGUGUUUAUACAGUCUGAAGAUUUAUGUGAUAUUGUAGUGGGAGUAAUAGAUACGGCAGCAGGCCAGCAGAUAUUCAGAUUGUUAUCAUUCAGCCCCAUUAAUCCACAUGCUAUAAAUAUAAUUCUUUUUCUUACCUACCGUCUACCAAACAACUAUGAAUUGUACUCUAAUACACACAGUUUGUCAGUGCACAGGUACAACAUGCCUAAGGUUUAAAACAAUGAACAUAUGAAAAAAAGCAAUCAUGCCUUACUCAGUUAUUACAGUCUGUGUUUUUCCUUAUGACAGGUCUGAAUGAGAGACAGUGAAGCGAAGCAGCGUAAAUUCCCACUUCGUGAUUCCUGUCUUGCACAACACACGCUGACAUGGGGAAGUGAGUCACUUCCACGGCCAAUAAAAGCCGGGACUUCUCUCCGGCAGAUUCAAACAGCAGCUGGAGAAAGCAGCAAAGCCUGGAAGAGCAGAGGAAAAGAGCAACCGAGAGAAAGAAAUCUGUUGCAGAAUAGAAGAAAUCUUUUUGCUGUCAAAGAAUAUUUAUUAGAAAGUUCUUAUCUAUUCUCACAAGUGAAUUAGCUACAGACUUUUUUGAAGCCAAAAUGAAGAAAAUCAGCAUUAUUACCCUCUCUGUCUUAAUCUUCUUGUCCUUCCUCGCCACCAGCAAAGGAAUGAGUCUGAGAAGCUUAGGAGUGGAGCUGCACUGUCGCUGCAUCCAGACUGAGAGCAGACCCAUAGGGCGCCACAUAGAGAAAGUGGAGCUGAUUCCUGCCAACUCUCACUGCGAGGAGACCGAGAUCAUUGCCACUCUAAAAAAAGAUGGCCAAGAAGUUUGCCUGGACCCUGAGGCUCCAUGGGUCAAGAAAGUAAUUCAGAGGAUCAUGGCAAACAAGAAACGAUGAGGAGAAAUGAAUAAAGGCAACGACUUCAAAGAAUCAAAAGACUUGACUUGGUCUGACGAUGGGCCACUAAACUUUGAUUCGCCUGAUGCUGAAUCAAAGUUCAGCAUCUUUGUUCUCAAAUUGUUUGCAUCAAUGCUGCACAGUGUCACAGUUGGUAGAGCUGUUGCCCUGUAGCAAGAAGGUUCUGGGUUUGAUACCCAGCCCGGGGUUUGUGUGCAUGUUCUCCCUGUGCAUGUGUGGGUUUUCUCCGGGUUCUCCGGGUUCCUCCCACACAUAGGUGUGAGUGUGUGUGUGCAUGGUUGUUAGUCCUGUGUGUCUCUAUGUUGCCUUGCGACAGACUGGUGACCUGUCCAGGGUGACCCUGCCUCUCGCCUGGAACAUUAGUUGGAAAGAGACACCAGCAACCCUCCUGACCCCACAAAGGGACAAGCGUGUACAAAUGGAUGUUUGCAUCAAAUGCAAUGUUUAUUAACUUACCACCCCCUCUUUGUAUGCUUCAUACUAUAAGUAUAAAGAAACUGUUUGUAAAAUUGCACUAUUGUUUCUAUUUCUAUUUAUUUAUCUAUGUAUUUAUAAAAUUUAAAUGUUAUUUCUAAUUUUAAAU
Poecilia latipinna (sailfin molly) is the source of this 3008-nucleotide messenger RNA. RefSeq names its product chemokine (C-X-C motif) ligand 8a (gene cxcl8a). Gene Ontology annotation, molecular function: chemokine activity. Gene Ontology annotation, cellular component: extracellular region. The transcript has 4 exons. The record is from RefSeq and is a predicted model, not a curated record. NCBI's taxonomy places the organism in Eukaryota, Metazoa, Chordata, Actinopteri, Cyprinodontiformes, Poeciliidae. The coding region runs from base 2105 to 2404 and encodes 99 amino acids. Gene Ontology annotation, biological process: chemotaxis; immune response; defense response.